AUGCGCUCUUUUUUCCAAAAAGCGGCGAAUGUUGUCUCAGGCAAUCAGGGCCUAUCCGGUUCCACCAUGAACAUAGGUGGUACUUCUGUCACUGUUGGAGACAAAAUUGCUGAAGGCGGCUACGGAUGCAUUUAUAGAGCAACUGAUAACUACGGAAAGACUUAUGCUGUUAAAGUUCUCCAAGCGCCAGAUCAGGAGCAUUUCGAAAUGAUUCAAAAAGAGUUUGAGAUUCAAAAGAAAUGCUCACAACAUCCAAAUGUCGUUAAAGUUUUUGGUAUGUCAACAGAUAACAGAACAAGGCAGACAACAAUCUUAAUGGAGUUUUGCCAGAGCGAAUGCGUCAAAGAAAUGAACCAAUACUUCAGCCAAGGUUUCUCUGUUAAUAAAAUUAUCGAAAUCUUUACACAAGUUUGUGAUGCAGUUAAUUUCAUGCAUACACAGAACCCACCUAUCAGCCAUCGUGAUCUCAAAGUCGAAAAUAUUCUUUAUAACGAAGGAAAGUACAAAUUAUGUGAUUUCGGUUCUGCUACAACACGUGUUUACACGCUAGAAGAUUCUGGUGAAAUCAACCAAGCCUCCGACGAUAUCCAGCGUAACACUACACCUCUCUACAGAUCACCAGAAAUGUGUGAUCUCUACCGUCGCCAGAAAAUUGAUACUAAGUCUGAUGUUUGGGCUAUCGGUGGCAUUCUUUUCAAGCUCGCUACAUUCCGCGAUCCGUUCCCAGACGGCUCAAAUCUUCAAAUUCUCAACUGCAGCUACAGAUGGCCAAACGACAGACAGGUUAAUCCAAAGAUAAAGAAACUUGUCGAAUACUGCUUCGAAACAAACCCAGCUAAGCGUCCAACCGUUCGCCAAGUUCUCGCAGCCACCUACAAUGAAUUCCCUGACUUGGUUGAUAAGAAAUGGCAAUCAUCCCAGUCUUCUGCACCACAAGCUGCUCCUGAACAGCCUCCUCAGCAGCAACAGCAAUCUGUCCCUGAAUUCUCUCCAUACCAACAGCAAGCUCCAAUGCAAAUACAAGUACCACAGAACCAAGUAUCAUUCGGUGGUUGCAAGCCACCUUCUGGCGAAUCUUCUCCAGUUGGCAGCCAAAAUACUUUCAAUCUGUUCCAAAAGGCCGCUUCUCAGGAGAUUUUCGGAGGUUUUGCCACUCCGGCCGCUAAUACAAAUCCACCUCAGUAUCUUAAUUUCGGAACUCCUCUUCAACAGCAGCAGAACGCUUCUUCUUUAAUAGAUUUCGAUACAACUGAAACACCAAAGGCUGAAGCUCCAGCCAUGAUCGACCUUUCUGCAUCAGCUUUGUCGAUUGAUACAUCUCGAAUUGAAAAAGACAGAGAUAACCUCAUCAAAGAAAUUCUCGCAAUGGACGAUUCGCAAUUAUCAUCCGCACUUUACUCGAUAAAUACAGUUUCGCCAGAAUUUUCCGUUCCAUUUUACUUCGCAUUAGUACAUGCAGCAGGAACACGUGCUCCUCUUAUCAUUCAGUACCUUCCUGUUGUCAACCAUCCACAAUUCGCAGCUCUAAUUGAAGCAAGAAAGAAUUUCUCCUCUCAUUAUACUCAAUACGAAGGAAAUUACGCUCUUGGCGCAUUUAUGAUCGCCAACAAGGCUAAGCCACCACCAGUUGGACAACCACCAAUCUGCCAGGAUGCCGUAAAAGAGAUUUUGAGUACAAUUACAGCAUGUGUUGGCGCAUUGAGAGUUAUUGCUCACCAUGACCUUGCUGAAGAAGCUUUCUGUGCUUAUCAGGUUGCAGCAUAUUGCAUUGCUAAGCUUAAACAGUUCAAAGUCAACGAAGGAUAUAUUGAUGCUGUUCCAGUCCCAGCUUUGAAGAAUUUGCACGGACUACUCAAGAGAAUAUUCGAUGCAAUGCCAGAAAAGAUUCCUUUCCCUGCCGAGCCUUUCGACUUUGGCAAUGCGGAAUUUUUGAAGAAGAUCAGAGCUCCAGCUUCAAAACCACAACCAAAAUGA
Molecule: messenger RNA, 1974 nt
Organism: Trichomonas vaginalis G3
Lineage: Eukaryota; Parabasalia; Trichomonadida; Trichomonadidae
Product: clathrin-coated pit assembly
Exons: 1
Coding region: 1-1974 (657 amino acids)
Biological process (GO): protein phosphorylation
Cellular component (GO): cytoplasm
Molecular function (GO): protein serine/threonine kinase activity; ATP binding
Source: RefSeq, a predicted model, not a curated record